AUGCCUAGUAGGCGCGUCGGCGAAAGAAAAUGUCGUACUUCAUCAUGGAGGAAGAAAGAACUUACACUUCUUUCGCUUCGCAUUACAUUACUUCAGAGUUUCACAUGUUUACAUUCGGAGCUAGAGAUCCUCACGGGCCGAAAAUUUUGGCCCGAUCCGAUUAUGAAAGUUUCAGGACCAAGCCUGGCUCGACCCGACCAAACGUGGAAUUUACCGCGCCCGAUGGCAGAAAAUGUGGAAAUCGAUUACUACUCGAAAGUGAGGCCUUAUUGGGACAAUGAUCGAGACAUCGGUACAUUCUCUGAUCAUUUAACCGUAUGGUUAGACCUGUUUAUCGGUCGACCAGAGGAAAGCAUUAGGCUAAAAGCAAUAUUUCAACGUUUCAUUCAACCAUUGAACACGUUGGACCAAGAAGAGGAGGCAUAUGACAAUCCGAUGACUUUACUUGAAGAUCCCAGAAUCCUCGAAGAAUUAAAAGAUCGUGUUUAUUGUUUAAAACCAUUUUUCGAAGUUGAUGCCUGUCUCGCAUUCAUUCGCGAAAAUGAUGGUAAGAAAAUUUUCUUCAUUGCAUCAGGCACUAUGGGAGAAAAGAUUGUGCCACAAAUUGCUGAUUUACCACAGAUUCAUGGCAUAUACAUAUUUUGCGGCAACAUCUCGUAUCACGCACAAGGCUGGGCAGGCAACUAUGUCGAACAUAUAUCGGCAAUGCUAGAUCAUCAAGACAAUUUGUUAAUACGAAUGACGAAAGACAUUAGCGCGUAUCUAGAGGACAAGGGCGAUCAUUAUAUGAAACUAUUGGAAACUUUUAAAGCGAAAACUUGUUAUGCAUGGGGAAUUAAACUAUCAAUGCGUCAAGAAAAAUGGGGUGGUAGGUGCUAUCAAGAACCGCGUGCUCGUUUGAUGAACAAGUUCAUUAUAGCAGAUACAAGUUAUGAAGAUGAUCACCCUUAA
Molecule: messenger RNA, 951 nt
Organism: Didymodactylos carnosus
Lineage: Eukaryota; Metazoa; Rotifera; Eurotatoria; Philodinida; Philodinidae
Source: the annotation of a GenBank genome assembly